AUGGAGGCAGUCCAGCAAGGGAUCGAUGCCGUGCGGCAGCGGAUCCCCCGCGUCGGUGCGCAUGGCAAUACGGUCAAGCCGAAUGUCAAUGUCGAGGCGAUCGACAAGCUGAUUGCUAGCAUCCACGAUGCACAACAAAAAGACCCUUCGUCGGACCUGCACGCCCUGCUGGAAGUCGUCAGCACGCGGCUCGACCAGGCCCAUGCGGACGUGACCGAGUCCAAUCGGCACUACUACGUUGCGCUGAACAAGCUAUGGCGUGCGGUCGACAAGAAAUUCCCGACAUCACUGGACGAUAUGAUCAACCCGAGUCUCUUUGGCAGCGAAAAGUGCACGCAGGCGCUCGAUACGGUUGUACUGGACUACCUGCUCCGCGCCGGCCAUACGCAGGUUGCCGAGCUCUUUUCGGAAGAGACUGGCGCGCAACUCCCCGAGCCCCAGAAGGCGGCGCUUGCCGAGCUGUGCCGCCUCUUUUCUGCGCUCGAGACCGGGCAGACACAGCCCAUUCUUGCGUGGGCGUCGGCGCACGGCGAUGCGCUGCGUGCGCGCCACAGUGCGCUGGAGUACUAUCUGCUGCGGAACCAGUUCCUCGGGAUCGUGCAAGGCGACGUGCACUAUGGUGACGACACGAUGCAUGGCCUUGCUACGGAGCCGACGACGAAUGUGCACCUUGCCUUUUUGUAUGGCCGCAAGCACUUUGCGCCCUACCUUGCGACGCACCUCGACGAGAUCCAGCAGCUCUAUGCGUUGCUUUUGUAUCUCCCCAAGUUCCCCGUCUCUGCGCGGGGCGUGCCCCUGGACGAAGCGCCGGACACUGGGACGCUGCUGAGCUACGUGCCCGAGCGCUACAAGAACACGCUGUCAGCUCUGCGUAUCGACACCCCCGAGCUUGCGGCGCAGUUCCGAGCCGAUUUUUGUGCGCUCGCGCAUCUUGGGCAGCUGUGCCCCCUCCAAGCCAGUGUCGAUGUCGGCGCGAACAAUGCACUGGGCCGCAUCAACAAGGUGCGGCAAGUGAUGAAAGAGCGCGGCAACGAGUGGAGCCAAGCCGACGAGCUUCCGAUCGAGAUCCCCCUCCCCCCCGAACUGCAGCUGCACAGCACUUUUCUGUGCCCCGUGAGCAAAGAGACGAGCAGCGACGAGAACCCACCCAUGAUGAUGCCGUGUGGCCAUGUGCUCUGUCUCGACAGUCUGACGCACAUCGCGCGUGGGAGCCGCGUCAAGUGUCCCUACUGUCCCGCCGAGUCGAAUCUCAAGCAAGCGCUGCGUCUUUAUCUGUAG
Malassezia japonica is the source of this 1278-nucleotide messenger RNA. RefSeq lists its product as uncharacterized. The coding region runs from base 1 to 1278 and encodes 425 amino acids. The record is from RefSeq and is a predicted model, not a curated record. Gene Ontology annotation, cellular component: cytoplasm; GID complex; nucleus. Gene Ontology annotation, molecular function: protein binding; ubiquitin protein ligase activity. The transcript is spliced from 2 exons. Gene Ontology annotation, biological process: proteasome-mediated ubiquitin-dependent protein catabolic process. NCBI's taxonomy places the organism in Eukaryota, Fungi, Basidiomycota, Malasseziomycetes, Malasseziales, Malasseziaceae.